Messenger RNA from Caenorhabditis auriculariae, 4641 nucleotides. The record is from the annotation of a GenBank genome assembly. NCBI's taxonomy places the organism in Eukaryota, Metazoa, Nematoda, Chromadorea, Rhabditida, Rhabditidae.
AUGGACGAAUCGCAUAGCCGCGACAGUUUGAUCAAGUAUGGCGUCUUUUUAGCCCUUCAAAAGGUUCGUUUUGUUUUAAAAAUGAAUUUUUUGAAAAUAUUUUCGUUGAAAAGGCGAUCAAAAGCAAGUUUAGAUUGAUGGUGAGCACGUUAAAGUUUUCCGUUUGACUCCAAAGCUGAAGAUUAGCCACGAAAAGUUGAAGUUCGAUGGGGACAGGUUUCUGAUUUAUUUUGUCCCUAGGAAGAUUAUAACUUUGAAAAUUUCUCAGUGUUGUUGGCAAGCCAUACGGGCUGUUUGAAAUAGUGUCGGAACAAUGUCAACCACUUGCUGUCGAGAAAUUGAUCGAGGAAGAAGUCGAGCAAGCUUCUUCUUCUGUUGAGCCAGAUGCGGCAGUGGUCAAAGGUUUGAAAAUUUUGCUGGUGUUUUUAAAGGAAAAUCUCAAAGGAGGAGGUUUGUAGGUUUGACAAGCUUAUUUCGGGUCACUCAAAUCUGUCGCGCUUUUACAAUUUUCUCGGCUUGAAACACCUCAUUCGCGUCUCCUUUUCGGUGCCAAUUGAACGUUUUCGCGUUAUCAGGUUCUUAGAAAGCUCUUACGCGUUUUAUAUUAGAUGAAAGAAGAUAAAUUUCAUCAACUAGUGCGAUAUUUUCUGAUUCGGCGUCAAAACACGUCGCAUGAACUGCGAAUUCCCGCCGUUCCAAACCGAGACAAAAUGACUCUAGUAUAACAGAAAAAAAAACUGAAACUCGGCUUCAGAAGUGCUCGCGGCGGUUCUGAAACAAACCGAUUCGGUUGAAGGAAGUACCGAUGAGCAGACGGCAGCUUCUCCAGUUGCGAUAGCCCCGUCGGCCUUGCGAUUGGCUGUUGAUGAAGUUUCGAGCAAGAAAAAGGGUCAAGAAAGAUGAAUAAUUGACAGGCACGACAAGAAUUGACGCAGGAAAACGUUCUGGCGUUGAAGAAGAAUGGAACUACCACCAGUGAAUUGGUUAGUUAUAAGUUUAGAAAAAAUUGGAAGGAUUUUUUUUUAGCUCAUUUCACUCUGCGGUUAGAUAUUUUUUGAAAAUUAGUCACAAAAGCACACCUAAAAGUCAAAAAAAAAAACCCUUUAAAAUUCGUGAAAAUAGGCCGUAUUGGGGCUCUGAACCAAUAUUUCUCAAAAACAAGGAAGUUGUGCAGAUUGAGAGUUUCAGAAUCUUCUUUAGGUAAAUUUUCGAAAAGUAGUAGAGAAUCCCUUGAAAAAUUGCCAAUUUAAGGUCGCGAAACUCGUCGAAGGAAACAAAGCGUACAACACGAGAACCGUUUUCUCACAGAGUAAAUAUAUCAAGCGGAAAACGCAAAAACAUUCGGAUCGGUGGGAUUUUUUAUCAACAAAAUCAAAAUUGGCUAUAACGAACCCUGUUACUUUUUUGGUUGUCCUAUUUCGAAUAUUCGAACUCAGCGUGGUCGAUUGUUCUGAAUAACUUUGUUUUACUUGAUUGAAACCCUCUACACGUAAAAAAGAAAGUAUUCUUCGAGGCGCAUUUGAAGAUGUGCAAAAUUCAAAUUUUUUCGAUUUGUUAGGCGAUACGGCUUCGGAAGAAAAAUGAACUUUUUAAGAAAAAAUUUUCUACAGAAUUUCUUUACUUUUAGAGCCUUAAUUUUGCGCCCGACCUUACGGUUGAUCUCUAGUUCCUAUUACACGAAAGACGCUGACAGAAUCGCCAAUUUGAGGUUUUUCUCGAAAAAAGAUUCGAUUUCAAUUUUUUCUUAGAAUCGAUCAACUUGGAAUGAUCCUCCAAAUGGCCGGCAUUCAUUACAACAAAAAUGUUGUCCUUUUUGAUCAGGUAUUUUUUAUCUGGGGAAUAAAUGAUAAUUUUGUGAGGUUAGAGUGAAUCGAAAUAAAAGUUUCAGAACGCCUUUUAUGCUCAAAAACCAACUUCCAGAACUCAUAUUACUAUUUAUAACUAGGAAAAAGUUCAUUCAGACUCUCGGAUUGGUUACUGCUGCGGUCGUUGAACGUUUGGGCGGAAAAGGGAAAUGCGUUCAUAUUCAUAGGGUCUUUUCACUGGAAAACCCCUUAACGGAACCUUUUUCCAGGGCUCCAUUGCUCAAUCGAUUCCCUGCUUUCAUUCAAUGAGUUUUGAUGAGAAGGUGGGUUUUUUCAAAUUAUUAAUAUCCUCAAACUUAUGAGAUUUGAGUUUCCAUCAGUUUUUCAGGUUCUGUUAUAGUUAGAAUCGUUUGAACCGCAUUUUUUUUGGCAUCCCAGACCUAUAGUGAAAAAUGAGGCUGUGAAUUGUUUGGAACAAAAAAGUCGUGUUUAAAAAUCAUAAGUUGUAGAUGAGACAGUUUGUUUAUUUUUUCUGGAAGCUCGCUUUAGUCAUAAAAAAUUUCCAAAAAAAGUACGAAUUUAUCGGAAAUUUUAAAGUAGCUUUUUUCGCGGUUUCAGAUCAGUUCAACGUUCCUGCCAGUGAGAAUUUCCUGUCUUCUGGCCGGAAAACAACUGCCGUACGACACAAAUCGUCCGAAUUAUAAAGAAGGACCCGAAGAGAAAAAGUCGAAAGUCGAAGAAGACGUCGAAAUGAACGAAGUCAAGCCGGGGACUUCUGAAGGCGGCGCUCCGUUCUACGAAGUUGAUGUGCGGAGUUUUCGAAGAAAUUCGAAAUUGAACCAGUUCUUUCGAAGAAUUUGAAUUCUCGAAAACAAGUUAUUAACUUUAUUGAAGGAAAUGACUUUUAAAAUGGUCAGAAAGAAAAUUAGUUGGAAAAAAAGUAAUUGCGAUCAAAAAUUUUUCGCAGUCAUUAAUUGCACACGUGCUUUUUUUCAGAACAAUAUCAUUAAAAAAAUUUUAGAAUUUCUGAAAAAUCAAAGAGACAUGAAUAAUUGCUUCUUUUUCAAUGAAUCGUCAAAUGGAAAGAAAAAUAUGCAAGAAGAAGCCUUUUUGGCUUUCAAAUUUUUUUCACAGUAAUUUAAAAAAAUUGGAUCUAUAUUUUUGUUUUUAAAUAACCCCAAGUCUCAUGUACGGAGUUUGAUUUUUCUAAACUUUCCGGAUUUUUGAUUACUGUUAUUUGUGAUAUUGUUCUGGAAUUUCAGUGCGCAGAAGAAGAAAAAAGAAACGCAGCUUCGUAUAAUUUCAAAAAGACUGAACUCAACACGAGGAAGACUCGACUAAAAAAUUAUUUUCGUAAUUUCUCUCACGGUAUAGAAACUUCAGACUUUUUGUCUUUUCUUUUUGCAUUUCAGUUCAUAAAAAAGGCGCCGGAACAAUAUUCGAAUAAAGUUAUGGAGUGAAUCUGGGGAGAUCUUGAGAAUCAAUUGCAAAAAAAUAUCAAAUUUUUUUAAAUUUUUUUCAAGAAGCCUAAUAUUUUCGAAGUUCAGAGAAUUUCAGCUGAAAAUCCGUUUGAAAAUAGUGAUUUAGGAGGCUGCUUUGAAACGACGCCAAGAUCGGUUGGACAGCGAAAAAUUGGGAUUGGAGUUGAUCGAUAGAGGAGCUGAUUCCCUGAUUAUCGCGACGAGAACCGUAAUGUUUUGAGCUGUUUUUUUUUCGAAACAAGGAUAGUUUCAAAAAAAAUAUUCAGAUUUUUUUGUACUCGGUAAUGAGGAAUUUCUUCAAAAACUUAUUUUUAACCAUUUUUUUCGAUACGAAUUUGUCUAAUUAUACAGACAAUGAAAAAAAGAUUUUGUUACUUUUUUUGACCUUUUUGCAGGUCGACCCAGUUUCUAUUCUCGAAAUACUCUACCCGAAACUGAGAUCGGGCUCCACGGUAGUGAUUUAUGGACCACAAUUAAAGGUUUUGAAAUUUAAAAAAAAAAUAUAAAUCGGACUUUUCCAGCCCCUCAUUGACGCUUACGAAUGGCUGGUGAAAAAAAAUGCGAUCCAUAUGCAGCUCGUCGAUCAAAUGUACCGGGUUCAGCAGGUUCUUAAUUUUUUUUCCGCUUUCUAGGUGUUCGGAAAAAGGAGGAAUCUUUUUUUCAUAACGGUAAAAUCUGACAAAAGUCGAAUGAAUUGAGAAGUUAUUGACACUUUCAAAAGUUUGAAGCUCUUGGUUUGAUUUUUAAAUUAUUUAUUUUUGUAAAAAAAAGUCGAGAUGGUCAUGGAAAUCGGCCAAAAUUUGAAGUUUCUCGAUAAAAAAAUUUAUCUGAAGGGGAAUCGUUACGUUAGGAAUACUUUAGAAUUCUUUUUUUAUUUGAGAAAUGAAAAACUGAAAUAUCUGAAAAAUUGGGUGCUUUCAGAGGAAAAAAAGUUGUCCGUUGAAAAAGUUAGAGCUCAUAAAUUAUUUGGCCAGCUUCACAAAAUAAUAAAUUAGCCGCAUAUGGCGAUUUCUUCGAAGGAGAUCAUUUGUUUGAUAGUGAAAAGAUAUUUCGCAGCUUUUUUUUUUCUCAAUUUAGCGCUUCUAAUUUCCCUUUUUUAUUAAGAUUAUCAGGAAUUUUUUUUGUGCAAGGACGAUCUAAUCAAGUCGCCUUUGUUUAUGAGUUAGUUGAAACAGGGGAAUUCGUGUUAUUUAUUAUUUUAUAUCUUGGAUGGAAUCAUUUUUCAGGUGCUCCCUGACCGUACCCAUCCGAUGAUGUCGCAACAUGUCGUCGGAGGAUUCCUUCUGAGUGCGAUCAAGGCGAUUCCGCCGCCUCAAACCGUAGAAAUUGCCCAAAAAUUUGAAAAUGCUGAUUGA